AUGGAUCAGCAUCAACAGCAUCACGAUGGUGAAAGACCCGACGAGGAUGACAGGGGACACCGCAACAAUCAUGGACCACAAGCAAUCUUGCACCACUUGGACCCAGGUCGAAUGGAUCUGGAACAAGGUGAGAUUCUGAGAGCUUGGGCACUCAAGAACGCGGUGGAACAAGACCCAGAUACAAGCGCGCUGUCAGAUUACGAGCUGGUUCAGAUUGCACUAGUCACAACGGAUGUAGACGAGGCAAUGGAGAAGGUCCAAAUGCUGCAUCAGUUUCGAAAAGAGUACAAUAUUGUGGAGUCUGUAGAUCAUGCUCGUUUCUGCAUCCAAGAGGUCAUGAGACUCUUUCCGGGAUACUUGCUCUCUUUUACUUUUUUCCGGGAGGGAGACAUGCACAGUGGCCACUACGGUUUGGUGCAAGAUGCCACAAAGCUCAAUGCCAAGUUGAUACCCAAAUCUGGUGGUCCUGCCAUGAACAUGCUGCUGGCCACUGCUUACUUUUGCUUCCAAGCCAUGAAUCCUGAUUUUGAAGCAGUGCGUCGAGGGGUCGUCUCAUUGUUGGAGUGUGAAAACUUUGAUUGGAAGCAGCACGUUACCUUUGGAGGAGUCAAACAAAUGUACUUGGACUUUUUCAUGCACUACCCUACAAAGUGGCACCAAGCCAGAAACUACCAUACAGGAGUACUCUUCAACUUACUGGCGAGCAUGUGUCGGCCCUUUCAAACCGAGGACCUUCGCGAAAGCUGGCAAAUCGGCUGUAUGUCCCCCGGUGGUCGAUUGGACACUAUCUUUUUGCAACCAAACUUGCAGGCAGCGAAUGAACGAUUCAUACACCGUGUUGCAAAUAUACUUGAGUUGCGGUACAACCAUGAAGCAUCUUUUGUUCUGCCGCCACUGGUCAAUCAGCCGGCUGCAGGAUGA
Molecule: messenger RNA, 921 nt
Organism: Seminavis robusta
Lineage: Eukaryota; Bacillariophyta; Bacillariophyceae; Naviculales; Naviculaceae
Source: the annotation of a GenBank genome assembly